AUGGCAACAAGCAAACAGAGAACUAAACAGUCACAGACUAAUAGUAAUGACUUUAUAUAUAAUGGAUACAAUCUAACAAAGUACACAUUCUUGGUUGGUUGUGUUGUUAGAUGUCUAUUGAUCGUGUUCUCAGAGUGGCAGGAUGCUAAUAUGCUCGUCAAGUAUACAGACAUUGACUAUGAAGUUUACACAGAUGCAUCGAGAUUCGUUGUCGAAGGACUCAGUCCAUAUGAUCGUUCAACAUAUAGAUACACUCCUCUAUUGUCAUACUUAUUAAUACCCAACAUAUUGGUACAUAAGGCAUUUGGCAAGGUACUCUUUGUACCAUCGAUGCUCUAUGCAUGCACUACAGCAUGGAUCAUGAACCCAUUCGUCAUCAACGUGUCGACACGUGGUAAUGCCGAGUCUGUCAUUGGUGCCAUGGUCCUACUAUCUCUCUACUUCCUCUUCAAGAAGCAGCUCAUCCUAUCAUCCAUCUUUUUUGGACUAUCAGUACACUUUAAGAUAUAUCCAAUCAUAUACUCUAUUCCGAUGUAUCUCUAUAUCGAUCAGCAUUAUUAUGAGACGGCGGCACACAAGUACAACUCACUUAACAAGUCAUCGUUUGGAUCAUUGUUACGCAACAUCUUCAAUCGCAAUCGUCUCACAUUCUUUGUUGUCAGUGCCUUCUUCACAUUCCUCCCAUUGACCUUUAUAAUGUAUCAGAUCUACGGAUACAUCUUCUUGUAUGAAACAUACAUAUACCAUGUUGUACGCGCGGACAACCGACACAACUUCUCCGUGUACUUCUAUCAGAUCUACCUCAACACCCCGAUUGUAGAGUCGGUGGCUGACUUGUCGAUGCGCGCAGGAAUGUCCCUGGAGUCGGUCGGCGUCGCCCUCGCUUCGUUCUUGCCACAGGUCGUGCUGUUGUUGGCCAUCAGCUUUGUGUACUACAACGACUUGGAGUUCUGCAUACUGCUCGAGACCAUCACGUUUGUGGCGUUCAACAAGGUGUGCACGGUGCAGUACUUUAUAUGGUACUACUCGCUGCUGCCACUGGUGCUGCCCACGACCAAGAUCACCAUUAUCGGCGGUAUCAUUAUGUUCCUGCUGUGGAUUGGAUCACAGGCGUUGUGGUUGGUGUCUGCCUUCAAACUCGAAUUCCUUGGCCAUCAGACAUUCUACAACAUCUGGCUCGCUGGUAUACUAUUCUUCUCGGUCAACAUCUGGAUACUUGUUCGCUUCAUCGUCCAGCAUGAUCCACUCAAACAACAAACUCAAACAAUCAAGUCAAACUAA
Messenger RNA from Acytostelium subglobosum LB1, 1281 nucleotides. RefSeq lists its product as hypothetical. The coding region runs from base 1 to 1281 and encodes 426 amino acids. Gene Ontology annotation, biological process: GPI anchor biosynthetic process. The record is from RefSeq and is a predicted model, not a curated record. Gene Ontology annotation, cellular component: glycosylphosphatidylinositol-mannosyltransferase I complex; membrane. NCBI's taxonomy places the organism in Eukaryota, Evosea, Eumycetozoa, Acytosteliales, Acytosteliaceae. Gene Ontology annotation, molecular function: alpha-1,4-mannosyltransferase activity; GPI mannosyltransferase activity. The transcript is spliced from 6 exons.